Molecule: messenger RNA, 1080 nt
Organism: Entrophospora sp. SA101
Lineage: Eukaryota; Fungi; Glomeromycota; Glomeromycetes; Entrophosporales; Entrophosporaceae
Source: the annotation of a GenBank genome assembly
AUGUAUGAUGCAUUUAAAAUAUCUGUUGCAUUAGACAAAUUAAAUAUUAAAAUAGAGUCACUUUAUGCUUACGAUCAAAAGUUGUUUAUCGGGACUUCUACGGGUUCAUUAUUUGUAUAUGAAGUCAAGGAAUCUUUAGACGAAGAAAAACCUUUAUCUGUCAAUUUAAUUGAAACUCGCAAAAACUUUUCAAAAAGAUCAAUUGAACAGUUAAAUGUGAUAAAAGAGAUUGAUGUAUUGGUUGCACUUUCAGCUAAAACACGUGGUGCUAAUUUAUUUGCAAUCGAUACUAUUGAAGUAAGUCCGGAUGAUGAUGAUAAUGGAAUUCCAACAAUAGUGACUCGUCUUUCCGUUGCUGAAAUAUCAAUACCUGAUAGAAUACGGACAAUGGUUUCGGUCAGUUCUACAACAUUUUGUCUUGGUUUAGCUAAUGAAUAUGCUUUGUUGGAUAUUAGUUCUGGUGUUUUGAGGGAGCUUUUUUCCCCAUCAAGUACACCUAUUAAUGCUGGUUUCAGUUAUAUGGUAGUAUCAUUCAGCGCAAAAGUUAGUAAACCAUUAAUAACAAAAUUACCAAACGAUGAAAUUCUUUUGGCUAAAGACAAUGUAAGUAUUUUUGUUGGUCUUGAUGGUACACCUACUCGUAAGGUUGGAAUUGAUUGGUCAGGGACACCAGAAGAAAUAGGAUAUUCUUAUCCUUAUCUUGUAGCAAUACUUCCAAAACACGUUGAAAUCAGGAACAUAGUUACUCAAUCAUUAGUACAAACAAUAGAAUUGCCACAACCACGACUUAUUAAUCAAGGAGAAUCUUUAUGUAUUGCUAAUAAUAAUACUGUUUGGAGAUUUAUUCCUAUAAAUUUUGAAAAUCAAAUUGAUCAAUUAGUUGAAAAGCAUGAAUAUCAAGAGGCAAUAAGUUUGACUGAGCAAAUCGAACCUCUUCAUCUUGAAAAUAAGGAUGCAAAACUUUAUCAAAUACGUGAUCUUUAUGCACAUCAUCUUUUUCAACUCAAGAAUUUUGAUGCUGCAAUGACUAUUUUUCAAGAUUUGGAAACUAAUCCUGCAGAAGUUAUUGCUUUAGGAUGA